Molecule: messenger RNA, 435 nt
Organism: Knipowitschia caucasica
Lineage: Eukaryota; Metazoa; Chordata; Actinopteri; Gobiiformes; Gobiidae
Source: the annotation of a GenBank genome assembly
AUGUCACCGAGAAGGAGGAGGAAAGCGAGAGGGAAGACAGAGGGCAUUGUGGCUUUUGGAUGCUGCUUUGAAGUACGCAUCACGCAACACUGGCAGGGAGAUGAAGGAGGGAAAACCAUGUCCAAAACGCUGAAGAAAAAGAAACAUUGGUCCGCUAAGAUCCAGGAAUGCAGCGUGUCUUGGGGAGGCUCCGUGGGAGAGCUGAUGGCCGUGGUGGAGGUGCGUGGAGGCGCGGAGCUCGGCCAGUUCCCCUACGUGGGACAUGUGGUGAGUGAGGCGAUGGUGAUCCACGGUGGCCGCUUGCCCAGCCCCGGGGACGUGCUGCUGGAGGUGAACGGGACCCCUGUGAGCGGGCUGACCAACCGGGACUCCCUGGCGGUGGUGCGACACUUCAGAGAGCCCAUCCGACUCAAGACCGUAAAACCAGGUGUGUAA